This is a messenger RNA of Symbiodinium sp. CCMP2456, 816 nucleotides long. Lineage: Eukaryota; Dinophyceae; Suessiales; Symbiodiniaceae. The record is from the annotation of a GenBank genome assembly.
AUGCAGGAGUUUCCGGGCACAGGCUCCGCGCAAGUUCCGCGUCUGAUCAGCCUCGACAGCACUGGCACGCUGAUGCGGGUGCGAAGACCUAUCGGAGACCUGUAUGCAGAUGCUUUGCGCCGGGUCAGACCCCAUGUCCAGGUGUCUGCUGCAGAGAUGACCCGAGUCUUCCCUGCUGUAUUCUCUCGCCAGUCGUCAUUGUCUCCCAGCUUCGGGGCCGGUGGCUGUGGCUGUCGCGACUGGUGGCGGGCUGUUGUGGAAGGCACCAUGGGGGGGGCUGGCAUCGCAGUCUCCGACCUCGGCGAAUCCUUUGAAGCCGUUUUUGACGAUCUUUACGGACAUGUCUUCUGUGGACAGGAGGCCUGGGAGCUCCUGCCACACACUGUCAGGUCGCUGGAAUCUCUUCGCGAAUGGUGUGCCGUGCAUGACUGCCGUCUGGGUGUGAUGUCGAAUAUGGAUGACAGGCUCUCCGUCAUUCUCCAAAAUCUGGGAAUCUUGGACAAGUUUGACUUCGUGCUGACAUCAUACGAAGCCCGAGCAGAAAAGCCAUCCCCCAUCAUCUUCACGAAGGCACUAGAAGUUGCCGGUCUUGCACCGUCGUCGCAUGCACUGCACUGUGGAGACAGCUACAAGCGCGACUUGAUCGGAGCGACUUCUGUGAACUGGAUGGCGGUCUUGGUAGAUGAAGCGGUGGACAAGGCGGAGCGGCAAGAUGUGAUCAAGGAUGUUUCGGGUGACCACGGCUUGACCAUGCCUUCUCCUGGAGCAUGGCGAGUUCCCCACAUCGGCCACAUCGAAGGUUUGUUAUCUGGCUGA